AUGAAUAGAAAUAAAGUUUUUUCUAGUUCUCAAAAAAGGAAAUUAAAAGAAGAAAAAAAUAAAAAAAUUUCAAAACUUCCAAAAAUUACAUCUAUGUUUCAAAAACAGGAAGAACAGGUUCAAAAUGAUGAAAUGAAUAGUAUGAAUGUUGAUCAAGCACAAAACGCAAUUAACAGUGAUGAAUUAAAUUUGAGUCACCCUUAUCCCACGGAUCGUGGACAUUUUGAUCAACUAAGCAUAGUUAUUCGUUAUGUGACAGAGGAAUUGGAUUCAAAUGGUAUUCCUUGUAGUUUGAACAUAAACGAGAGUUUUAUGGGAUUCACUAACAUAACAGACCAGAGUGCUAAAGGAAUAGAAAAUGCAAUAAUGAAGUCUUUUGAAGUAAACAACAUACAAAUUAAUAAAUGUAGAGGUCAAGGAUAUGACGGAGCAAGCGUAAUGAGUGGCUUAUACAAUGGCUUGCAAAAACGAAUUUGUAAAAGAGAACCGAAUGCUGUUUAUGUUCAUUGCAACCGUUCAAGUAUAAAAAGGUGGGAUCUUCUUUUAAAUGUAAAUUCAUUAUCGAGUCAUAAUAAUAGAAGUAAUAGUAGCAAACUAGAAAAAAUUCCUACAUUAAAACGGCUUUGUCCAACUAGAUGGUCUUCUCGUCAUGACGCAUUAUUUGCUGUUUAUUUUCAAUAUACAGAUAUCAUGAAAGCGUUAAGCCAUAUCGAAAAAGCGAGUGAACUACUUAGUAAUUCAUUAUCUAACUUAGAAAAUUUGAGAAAUCAGUUUGAUGAAAUAAAAUCUGAAGCAAUCACGAUUGCAGAAAAAUGGGGCAUAAAUACAUCGUUUUCAAAAAAAAGGAAUAGACAAACAAAAAAAUUUUUUGACGAACUUUGUGCUGACCAACGAUUAACUGAUCCCGAAAAAAAUUUCAAAAUCAAUGUAUUUUACACAAAUAUAGACAUUAUAAUUUCACAACUCCGUAGACGUUUUAUGGUAUUAUAUUCAGAUACAGAACUGACCCAUUUUGCUAAAAUUUUAGUAGAACAGUAUUCAAAUGAUUUGUCUUUAUCAUUUAUACACCAAAUACUUUCAUUCAGAAGGGUGCUAUUAAAAAAUAUAAAAGAAGUUUCUAGCGUCAAAGAAUUAGCUGAAUUAUUGAUUGUUCAAAAUAUUUGCAUAUUAUCAAGUGUUCCGGAAGUAGCCAUCGUUUUAAAAUUAUUUCUUACUAUACCAGUAACAUCAGCUACAGCAGAACGUUCGUUCUCUAAAUUAAAACUAAUUAAGAGUUAUUUAAGAAGUACUAUGGCACAACAACGUUUAUCAGAUUUAAGUGUAUUGCGUAUUGAAAACGAGAAAAUUCGCAGUUUAGAUAUAAACAUGUUAGUUGACAAAUUUGCUGAAAAAAAUGCUAGAAGAUCACAGAAAUUUAAAUAA
Molecule: messenger RNA, 1422 nt
Organism: Aphis gossypii (cotton aphid)
Lineage: Eukaryota; Metazoa; Arthropoda; Insecta; Hemiptera; Aphididae
Product: zinc finger MYM-type protein 1-like
Exons: 6
Coding region: 1-1422 (473 amino acids)
Molecular function (GO): protein dimerization activity
Source: RefSeq, a predicted model, not a curated record